AUGGCAGAAAACGUUUCAAAUUUUCUACGUCAGGUGUCUGUUCCUGAUAGAUACGAAGCCAUACGAUCCGAGUUGAAUGGUUUUGUAGCUAGACAAAACCAGAAUGGAAGAUUUGUUGUCCUCAUAACUUCUGGUGGGACCAAAGUUCCCUUGGAGAGCCGGACUGUACGCUUUCUGGACAAUUUCAGCAGUGGAACAAGAGGAGCAUCAUCAGCUGAAUAUUUCCUUCAGGAGGGCUAUGCUGUUAUUUUUCUUCAUCGAAGUAGAUCCAUGAGGCCUUUCCUAAGGCAUUUUUCGCAUCUAAACUACCUUGACAUGUUAGAAUUUAAAACUAGUGCAGAUUCCAUCUCACAUAUUCAAGUAAAACAGGACUUUGAAAAGAUGAUUGGAACACAGCUAGAAAAGCACCAGGCAGCAGUGAGUGAUGACCGUCUGUUAGGUGUAGAAUUCCAAACCUUGUCAGAGUACCUUACCUUGCUACAUGCCUCCUGUCAGGCUGUCAGUCUACUAAACAACAAAGCCAUGCUGUACUUGGCAGCUGCAGUCUCAGACUUUUACAUUCCAAAAGAACAAAUGCCUGAACACAAAAUUCAGUCUGGAGAUGGCCCCUUGCAGUUGUCCCUUGAGAUGGUCCCUAAGAUGUUACAGCCCCUUGUGAAAGAAUGGGUACCCAAUGCUUUUGUUGUCUCUUUUAAACUCGAAACAGAUCAAGAACUUCUGGUGAAAAAAGCACAACAGGCUUUGGCCAAGUACUGCCACCAGAUGGUGGUGGCUAAUCUGUUGGAGACAAGAAAGAAGGAAGUUAUUGUUGUAUCUGCAGACUCACACAAAGCAAUACAGUUGACAGAUAGUCAGCUAGCCAGUGGAGUGGAGGUCGAGGAACAUAUCAUUAAAGAACUGCUGACUCAUCAUUCCCAUUUUAUACAAAAUGCAACAAAAAUUUAACCUUUGAAGCUAUAGUUAGUUAAAAUCAUUGAAUUUCGCAAGGCCAAAUAAAUGACCAUUCUUUUU
This is a messenger RNA of Ylistrum balloti, 1011 nucleotides long. RefSeq names its product phosphopantothenate--cysteine ligase-like. The record is from RefSeq and is a predicted model, not a curated record. Lineage: Eukaryota; Metazoa; Mollusca; Bivalvia; Pectinida; Pectinidae. Gene Ontology annotation, cellular component: nucleus; cytoplasm. Bases 1 to 945 code for a protein of 314 amino acids. Gene Ontology annotation, molecular function: phosphopantothenate--cysteine ligase activity. Gene Ontology annotation, biological process: coenzyme A biosynthetic process. The transcript is spliced from 7 exons.